AUGAAGUUUGCAUUUCCCGCCGUGCUCGCCGCAACUUGUGCUGUCCCUGCAGUUGCCGAAGUUUUCUUCAAGGAACAAUUCAAUGAUGAUGCAUGGACAACCCGAUGGACUGAAUCAACCAAGUGGAAGCCCAAAAGUGAAAUGGGGACCUGGAAGCACACUGCAGGUCAAUGGUACGCUGACGAAAGUGACAAAGGUAUUCAAACUUCGGAGGAUGCUCGUUUCUAUGGGAUCUCUGCAAAGAUGGACAGCACAUUCACCAGUGGCGAAAAGCCUUUGGUCAUCCAAUACUCUGUAAAGCACGAGCAACAGUUGGAUUGUGGUGGUGCCUACAUUAAGUUGCUACCUGGAGGUGAUGAUUUUGACACUGCCAAGUUUGGCGGUGAAACCGAAUACGCUGUCAUGUUUGGACCCGAUAUUUGUGGUUCUUCUAACAAGCGAACGCAUGUUAUUCUUCAUUACGACAAGAAGUCCGACAAUCUCUUAAUCAAUCGAGAGGUUUCCACAGAGACUGAUGAUGUCACACAUUUGUACACUCUGAUUGUCAACCCAGACAACACUUUCCAAGUCCUAAUUGACAACAAAUCGGUUCGCAAGGGAUCUCUCGACGAAGAAUUCGACUUCCUAGCUGAAAAAGAAAUCAAGGAUCCUGAUGCAUCAAAGCCCGCCGACUGGGUUGAUGAAGCCAAGAUGGCCGACCCUGAGGACAAGAAGCCUGAUGGAUGGGACGACAUUCCAGCCGAAAUUCCUGACCCUGAUGCCGAAAAGCCAGACGAUUGGGAUGAUGAAGACGAUGGAGAGUGGGAGCCUCCUAUGAUGGAUAAUCCAGACUACAAGGGAGAGUGGAAGCCCAAAAUGAUUGACAACCCUGAUUACAAGGGACCAUGGGAACACCCAAUGAUCCCUAACCCAGAAUACAAAUAUGAUGAUGACAUGUACAAGGUCUGUAGCAAGGGAUGCACACAUGUUGGUUUCGAGCUCUGGCAAGUGAAGACAGGAACUCUUUUUGACGACAUUAUUGUCACCGACAGUGUUGAAGAAGCCGAAGCAUUUGCGCAAGAAACAUUCUUCAAGAAGAAGGAUGGCGAAAAGACCAUGUAUGACGAGCACAUGGCGUCGCAAGAACCAGAAGACGCCGGCGAUGAUGACUACAUGGGUGACAUGGGCGACAUGGGCGACUUUGACAUGGGUGGAAUGGGCGAUGAAUUCUAA
Messenger RNA from Cylindrotheca closterium, 1212 nucleotides. The record is from the annotation of a GenBank genome assembly. Lineage: Eukaryota; Bacillariophyta; Bacillariophyceae; Bacillariales; Bacillariaceae.